This is a messenger RNA of Ipomoea triloba (trilobed morning glory), 1037 nucleotides long. RefSeq lists its product as uncharacterized. Bases 73 to 852 code for a protein of 259 amino acids. NCBI's taxonomy places the organism in Eukaryota, Viridiplantae, Streptophyta, Magnoliopsida, Solanales, Convolvulaceae. Gene Ontology annotation, biological process: phloem development. The record is from RefSeq and is a predicted model, not a curated record. The transcript has 4 exons.
CCAAAACAAGUAAGUUUAAAGAUCGAUCGAUCCAUCAUAGUUGGGUGCCGCAUCAUCCAUCUGAUCUAUAUAAUGAUGUCAAACUCCGAUGACUGCAAUGGCAACGCCGCUGCUGCUGCUGCAAAAGCUGCCUAUGAAGAUUACGAUCUGAAGCAUAUUUUCCGAGUUUCACAACAAAUAUUGGUAAGGAGAGAGCCCGGAGAGUAUUACCGCGCUGACAAUAAUCCAGGUUUCUUCACUGGUAUUUUGGAUCAAUACGGAAGCACCAUAUCAGACGUCAGCCGCCAGAUGACGUGCAAGCUGAAUGAAAGCGAAGACGAGAAAACAUACAAGAUACUGAAGGGAACGCUAAGAAAUCAUUCAUGGAAGGCCAAAAUGGUGAUAGCUGUGGCGGCUCUUGCCCUGAAGUGUGGGAAACACCUCAUAAUCCCUUCUGAAUUGCCAGACUUGGAGAAGCGCCGUAAAUCGUCGGAGGACAAUCAGAUCAUUAAGUCUAUUUGGCUCCUCCAGCGGCUCCACAUCAUUUCUGAUCAUCUUCAAACAAAUGAAGCUGCGCCGCUGCAGCCUCUGAAUCAGUGGCUAACGGCACUUGCAGAUUUUGUGCUACCUAUGAUGAAGCUAACUGAAUUCAUAUUAUAUGAACUCCGCGAUGAUCAAAUUCCUGAGGACGACAUUCAAUGGAUAAUUAAAAGUGCAGUAGUUUGUUCGUCCCAGAUAACGCUCGCUCACUUUCUGUUACUCUCCAAUCGUCAAAACCUCUUUACAACACAUGCUUUGAAACUCAAUCUCCUGACCGAGACGGUGGAGAAGACGUCCAAGCAUUGGGAACGUGCUCAAGUGUCAAGACACUAGAUUUAGUUAAGUUUGCCAUUUCUUACUGCAAUGCAACAGUCUGGUCGGGUCGUGUGAUCGAUGAUUGUUCAUUUCAAUUGUUCACUUCAUUGUAUGCUAUGUACUUCAUAUAUUACUCCGUAUAUGGUUUCAAUAUACAUACUUAUGUAUGUGUACAUUUGAUAAUAAACUAUCAUUUUUGUUUG